CCCCGGUGGCAGAGGGGAGCACAAAUGCCCUGCCCGGUCGUGUGAGCCGCGCCAGCCGGCGGAGCAAAUGCCCCAGCAUUUGCUGUCAGACCCGAAAGUGAUCUGAUAAACCUGCUGGGAGGACGCAGGCUGGCGAGAAGACCUCACAGAGCGGGGCAGAAGCACGCCAUGGCAUGGAGCAGUCCUACAAGAAAGCUGCGUAGUCCAAGGUUGGAGCUCCUGACGCGGCCGUAGGCUGGGUACAUUGCAAAGAGAGUGUUUCGAGGUGGUGAAUGAGCGCCUUCAUCCCAAGAGAGCCUUCCAGCUCCUGCCAGGGAAGCGUUCCGGGAGGGAGCAAGCAUGCACAAACAGGCUUGUGGAUGGUUCAGGGGAAGGUGGAGAGCACAAAAAAAUUGUAUCUGGUUUACCCAGGAGUUCGCAUCCUCAGAAAGAGACAGAUGCACAGACACCAAGACGACCUGUGAAGAAGCUCCAUGAAGGUGACCAGCCAUGCAAUGUUCCUGGAAGGCUGUCCUCCUCCUAGCCUUGGCAUCCAUUGCGAUCCAGUACACAGCAAUCCGGACCUUCACUGCCAAGUCCUUCCACAGCUGCCCCAACCCCAACCCCGUCAACUGCAGCCUGAGCCCGGACACGGAUGCAAACGACAGGCUGUGCGAUGAGAGCCCCACCUUCGCAUAUAACCUCUCCAGGAAGACACAUGUCCUCAUCCUUGCCACCACCCGCAGCGGCUCCUCAUUUGUUGGGCAGCUGUUUAACCAGCACUUUGAUGUCUUCUAUUUAUUCGAGCCCCUCUACCACGUACAGUACACCCUGAUCCCAAAGCUGACCCAGAGCAAGAGUAUGAUGGACAGGCGGGUCAUGCUGGGCGCCAGCCGAGACCUGCUGAGGAGCCUGUAUGACUGUGACCUCUACUUCUUGGAGAACUACAUCAAACCCCAGCCUGUCAACCACACCACUGACCGCCUCUUCCGCAGAGGAGCCAGCAAGGCCCUGUGCUCACCGCCUGUUUGUGAGUCCCUGGGAGCUGUCGAUCUCCACCUGGAGGAGGGAGACUGUGUGAAGAAGUGUGGGACCUUGAACCUGACACUGGCCACCGAGUCCUGCAGAGAGCAUGGGCACGUGGCCAUCAAAACCGUGCGGGUGCCUGAGGUCAGUGACCUACGGGCCCUGGUGGAGGACCCACGGCUGAACUUGAAGGUCAUCCAGCUGGUGAGGGACCCCCGGGGGAUCCUGGCAUCCCGGAGCGAGACCUUCCGGGACACCUACCGCCUGUGGAGGAUCUGGGAUGGCACUGGCAGGAAGCCAUACAACCUGGAUGUGACCCAGCUCACCACGGUGUGUGAGGACUUCUGGAAUUCUGUGUCCACUGGCCUCACCCGGCCACCAUGGCUCAAGGGCAAGUACAUGCUGGUGCGGUAUGAAGAUUUGGCCAGGAACCCCAUGAAAAAGACCGAGGAGAUCUAUGAUUUCUUGGGCAUCCCUAUGGACAGCAAUGUGGAGCGCUGGAUACAGAACAACACCCGAGGAGACAGGUCCUCCUCCAAACACAAGUAUGGGACUGUGCGCAACUCGGCGGCGACAGCGGAGAAGUGGCGGUUCCGCCUGUCCUACGAGAUCGUGGCGUUCACCCAGCACGCCUGCCAGCAGGUGCUGGCCCAGCUUGGCUACAAAGCUGCUGGCUCUGAGGAGGAGCUAAAGAACCUCUCCAUCAGCCUGGUGGAGGAGAGAGACUUCCUGCCCUUCUCCUAAGGGAGCCCCGGGGCAGGGGGGCAGUUUUGAUAUGGACUGUUUCUAACUGUUGCCUUAUUUUAUUUUAUUUCAUUUUGUUUCCCCCCCUCUUUCUCUCUCUUGUCUUUUUCUCUCCAAAAUUUGCACUAAACCUUGAGCAGGAAUCUCAACAGAGUCCAGGGGAAGCGAUUGCUGCCCCUCAACACGUUUCGGACACAAGAGGAGUUGGGUCUCUCCAGGCAAGAGCUAGAACUGUGGAUGGGUAACAAUGUUUACAAAACACAAAAUGUAUAAAGCAACCUUCAAGAUUUCCAAACUGAAGGGUACCUGGGGUACUGUACUUUUGCACUGUUUACUUUUACAAUGUAAGAGGUAAAUAUAAAUAUAAUUUAUGAA
Molecule: messenger RNA, 2124 nt
Organism: Apus apus (common swift)
Lineage: Eukaryota; Metazoa; Chordata; Aves; Apodiformes; Apodidae
Gene: CHST1
Product: carbohydrate sulfotransferase 1
Exons: 2
Coding region: 490-1749 (419 amino acids)
Biological process (GO): keratan sulfate proteoglycan metabolic process; N-acetylglucosamine metabolic process; carbohydrate metabolic process
Cellular component (GO): Golgi membrane
Molecular function (GO): keratan sulfotransferase activity; N-acetylglucosamine 6-O-sulfotransferase activity
Source: RefSeq, a predicted model, not a curated record